AAUUCCAGCCAGUAUAAAGGCCCAACAGAAUGGGGAAGGGACUGGGCCGGGCUUCAGAUGUUUACUAAUUUCGAGGGCCAUAAAUCUAUUACAGAAACAGUCCCGACAAAAAUCAUGUUAUGAAGCAUUUCGAAGUAAAUGAUCAGAAAAACCACCAGAUCGAAGAGCGUCAUCUGCCACCAACGUUCAUCCAUAUGGCGAAGAUGCACAAAUCUAAGAACCCUAAAGCAAAUCCAUGCUCGUAUGGUCAUUAAUGGCAUCAAUUCCAAUCGUUUUGCUCUGCGGGAACUCAUAUAUGCGUCCGCAUAUGCAAUUCAUUCCACCAUUUAUUAUGCCCACCAACUGUUCGCUCGAAUUUCGCAACCGGACCUCUUCAUGUGGAACACCAUGCUCAGAGGGUCAGCUCAAUGCCGCAAGCCUGAGCUCGCUAUUUCACUCUAUGCUCAGAUGGAGCGUGGUUACACUCGGCCUGAUCAAUACACGUUUCCUUUUGUGCUCAAGGCGUGUACGAGGCUUUCCUGGAUUAACAUGGGUAGCGUGAUUCAUAGCAAGAUUUUAAAAUAUGGUUUUGAGUGGAAUAAGUUCGCGAGGAACACCCUUAUCUAUUUUCAUGCAAAUUGUGGGGAUAUAAGGGCAGCCAGCACACUUUUUGAUGGCUCUGCACGGGAAGAUGUUGUUGCUUGGUCUUCUUUAAUUGCUGGAUAUGCAAGGAGAGGGGAAUUGCAUAUGGCGAGGUGGUUAUUCGAUGAGAUGCCGGAGAAGGAUUUGGUUUCUUGGAAUGUGAUGAUCACGGGGUACUUGAAACAGGGGGAGAUGGAGUAUGCUAUGGAGUUGUUUAAUGUGGUUCCCAAAAGAGAUGUCGUGACGUGGAAUGCUAUGAUUUCUGGCUGUGUGCUUAGUGGGAUGCACAAGACGGCAUUGGAGAUGUACGAGGAGAUGACAAGUGGUGGGGAGCAGCCUGAUGAAGUGACCAUGUUGAGUCUAUUAUCGGCAUGUUCAAAUUUAGGAGCUCUAGAUGUUGGAGAGAAAAUACAUUUGUCUAUUUUGGAGAUGGGCGAGGGAGAAUUAGUUGUUGUUCUUGGUAAUGCUCUUAUUGAUAUGUAUGCCAAGUGUGGGAGAAUUGACAAGGCACUCGAUGUAUUUCACAGAAUGAGGGAGAAGGAUGUGUCCUCGUGGAAUUCUAUAAUUGUAGGAUUGGCCUUUACUGGUUAUAUGGAGAAAUCCAUCUCCUACUUUGAAGAGAUUAAGAAAUUGAAGUUUAGGCCUGAUGAGAUUACAUUUAUGGGGGUAUUGAUCGCCUGUACUCAUGCUGGAAAAGUUGAUGAAGGACGUGCAUACUUUAAUAUGAUGAGAGAUGAGUAUAAUAUUCAGCCAAAUAUAAAGCACUGUGGGUGUAUGGUGGAUUUACUUGGGCGUGCAGGGUUGUUGGAUGAAGCAUUUAAGUUCAUUGACACCAUGGAGAUUGAAAUCAAUGCUAUUAUUUGGAGGACAUUGCUAGCUGCUUGCAGAAUUCAUGGUAAUGUUGAGCUGGGAAGAAUUGCAAAUGAGCAGCUGCUCAAACUGAGACAGGAUGAAAGUGGUGAUUAUGUGUUAUUGUCAAACAUAUAUGCUUCGAGUGGGGAGUGGCAUGGUGCUGAAAAUGUGAGGAAAUUGAUGGAUGAUAGUAGGGUGACGAAAGAGCCUGGAUGUAGCCUGAUUGAAGAAGAAAAUGAUGAACUUCGUUUCUUGUUCGGUUCAAAACCUUGUCCGAAUUUAAAAGAGCUUUCACUUAGUGUUUAAAGUUGAAAAUUUCUCUCACGCUCUUCGUGUUUAAAGGUGAAAAUUUCUCUGAUGCUCUUCGGGUGUCAUAUAAAGGAAAAUAUGCAUCGAAUUAAAAUUUUUUCGAUGUUUCUUUAUA
Molecule: messenger RNA, 1897 nt
Organism: Olea europaea var. sylvestris
Lineage: Eukaryota; Viridiplantae; Streptophyta; Magnoliopsida; Lamiales; Oleaceae
Product: pentatricopeptide repeat-containing protein At5g15300
Exons: 1
Coding region: 139-1779 (546 amino acids)
Biological process (GO): RNA modification
Molecular function (GO): protein binding; RNA binding
Source: RefSeq, a predicted model, not a curated record